Molecule: messenger RNA, 3050 nt
Organism: Zea mays
Lineage: Eukaryota; Viridiplantae; Streptophyta; Magnoliopsida; Poales; Poaceae
Exons: 9
Coding region: 99-1676 (525 amino acids)
Molecular function (GO): nucleic acid binding; RNA helicase activity; ATP binding
Source: RefSeq, marked validated
CACCUCCCAAAUUCUUUUCCCGAUCCGAUCUGCAAGUUCUCCUUGGAUCCUGCAUCCUCCAGCCGAUUCCUGGGAAGAUCUGAAUCCUCCUCUCGACCAUGGAUCCACGCGCCAGGUAUCCUUCGGGCAUGGGCAACGGCCGCGGUGGGAACCUCAACUACUACGGCCGCGGCCCACCGCCGCAACAGCCGCAUCAGCACCACAACCACCAGCAGACGUCGGGGGCGCACCACCACCAGCAGACGUCGGGGGCGCACCACCACCAGCAGUACGCGCAGAGGCAGCACCAGCACCAGCACCACGGCCACAAUCGCCAUCAGCAACAGCAGCAGCACCACAUUUACCAGCAGCAACAGCAGCAGUGGCUGCGGCGGAGCCAGAUUGCCCGCGAGACCUCGGGCGCAGCCGUGACCAGCGAGCCGAAGUCCCUGGCGCCAUCCACGGCCGCCGAUGGCGUCGAUUCGAGUUCACAAGAUUGGAAGGCCCAAUUGAAGCUGCCGCCUCCAGAUACACGCUACAGGACAGAGGAUGUUACAGCUACCAAGGGAAAUGAGUUUGAAGACUAUUUUCUCAAGCGUGAACUCCUAAUGGGUAUAUACGAGAAGGGAUUUGAAAGACCGUCUCCUAUCCAAGAGGAAAGCAUUCCUAUUGCUUUAACUGGUAGUGACAUUCUUGCAAGAGCGAAGAACGGAACUGGCAAGACUGCUGCAUUUUGUAUUCCUGCACUGGAAAAGAUUGAUCAAGAAAAAAAUGCUAUUCAAGUUGUUAUAUUGGUUCCCACAAGGGAAUUGGCUCUGCAAACAUCACAAGUUUGCAAGGAGCUUGGUAAGCAUUUGAAGAUCCAGGUUAUGGUCACCACUGGUGGAACCAGUUUGAAGGAUGAUAUUGUUCGUCUGUACCAACCUGUGCACUUACUCGUUGGAACACCUGGGCGUAUUUUGGAUCUUACAAAGAAAGGUGUUUGCAUUUUGAACGACUGUUCAAUGCUUAUUAUGGAUGAGGCAGACAAGCUUCUCUCUCCUGAGUUUCAACCUUCCAUAGAACAGUUGAUUCGCUACCUCCCUGCUAGUCGACAGAUUUUGAUGUUUUCAGCGACAUUCCCUGUGACUGUUAAGGAGUUUAAGGACAAAUAUCUGCCUAAACCUUAUGUGAUUAACCUUAUGGACGAACUUACACUGAAGGGAAUUACACAGUUCUAUGCUUUUGUGGAAGAAAGACAGAAAGUUCACUGUCUCAACACUCUCUUUUCCAAGCUUCAAAUCAACCAGUCAAUAAUAUUUUGUAACUCUGUAAAUCGUGUUGAACUAUUGGCGAAAAAGAUCACAGAGCUUGGCUAUUCUUGCUUCUAUAUUCAUGCAAAGAUGCUACAGGACCACCGUAAUAGAGUUUUCCAUGAUUUCCGUAAUGGAGCAUGCAGGAACCUUGUUUGCACUGAUCUUUUUACAAGGGGAAUAGAUAUUCAAGCUGUGAAUGUUGUUAUCAAUUUUGAUUUCCCCAAGAACUCUGAAACAUAUCUCCACAGGGUUGGUAGAUCUGGGAGAUUUGGCCACCUUGGUCUGGCCGUUAAUUUGAUCACCUAUGAGGACCGGUUUAACUUGUAUAGGAUUGAACAAGAGCUUGGGACUGAAAUAAAAUCAAUUCCUCCUCAGAUAGACCAGGCUAUAUACUGCCAAUAAUCUGACCGUUUUCAUAUGCUUUCAUUUCUCCGCGAAUAAUGAGAACUUUUGUAAAUACCAGCUCAUCAGGUAAUUAUUUUUAGUUCUUUUUGGGGGUCUAUCUGUCUGUCUGCAUGGUCCAUUGACACCUGCUACUUGGUUCUUUAAGCAUAACUUAACAAUAUCCUAAAAAUACUGUUUCAACUGAUCCCUUUUGCACGCUCCAUAGAAUGAUUUAGUGGUUUUGUUGCCAGAACAUAAAAUUGCUGAAAUUCUUCAAUGUACUUUACAUUUGAAUUGUACUACAUAUUGUUAUCAUUUUUUUGUUUCAUAGAAGUACAUGUGCAAGUAUGAGUUAAGUGGGUUUUAACUGCCAGCUAGGAUGCUUCAACCUGCGAUUGACUGUAACAUGUUAUUAGUUUAUCUACCUUUUGUCCGCAAGACAUGGUACUUGGUAACCGUGUCCUGACCAUUUUAUCCAGAUCUCCAAGGAGUCGUUAACUUUCUUUAGCUGUUUUGCAGAUUUAAUACUUUGUCACUUGUAUAGUGACGGAGUUGAGCGUAGAUUGUUUAUUCAUGAACUUGAAUGGCUUAAGUCUAAAAUUCAAACUUGAAAUUCUUAACAUAGUUUCAUAGAGAUGCUCCAUUGCUGGAGCCUGGAGGCAACUGGAAAGUUUGGCACCCGUUAGGAUUUAACCUGCAAGAAUUCACUCGAUUCUGUAUAUUUAGUGUGUUAGUGUGUAUAAGUGCAUGAAAAGAGCCAGUAUGUGAAUAGAGUUGACCCUAUGUUAUAUGUGCAGGUUUUAUGGUGUUGAUCUCGUUUGUUGCAUCAGAGACAAUUCUAUGUUGGUGGAUAACAUUAGAUGAGGCACCCAACUUUUUUUAUUACACCUUGUCAUGCUGACACUGUUAUGGCUAUAUGAGGGCAAAUGUCCUGCCACAUUAGGCACAAAGUAGUGUAUAUUCUAGGUGCCUAUUCCUAGGCCCUGUCCUGCUUUUAGUUUCUUUUUCUCUUAUUUUCAUCCUAUUGUGUCAUUAGCUGUUUCACACAGGACAUUUUAACCCUGUUGCUGGUUCUGGGCGUGUGAUCUGUCGGUGCUCACACAAGCUUGUUGCCCGAGUCGAACUUGGGGAUGUGGGCCUCAGAUGGGUUAUUGGGUGACAGGUCGGCCAUUGAACUUGAAGUCUGGAGUCUGAACGGUAGUGAACUGGUUAAGUUUGCAAAUAAUCGGUGGUGAGCUGCAUCAUGUUGUGCUGUCUUACCCUUGCAGUCAUGUCACUUUUGCUUGGUGCCGUGGUCACCAUUUAGAUUUGCUUGGAUAAAACGCUCGUCACGUUUGUGCUGACUUUGUGUUCGGCACAAGCAACCUGUCCAGGUUAUGUGUAAAGAACUGU